Molecule: messenger RNA, 567 nt
Organism: Eurytemora carolleeae
Lineage: Eukaryota; Metazoa; Arthropoda; Copepoda; Calanoida; Temoridae
Product: thyroxine-binding globulin
Exons: 6
Coding region: 16-504 (162 amino acids)
Molecular function (GO): serine-type endopeptidase inhibitor activity
Source: RefSeq, a predicted model, not a curated record
UUGUGUUUUUCAGAAAUGAAACUUGUUUUAUUAUUUGUAUGUUUCUUCUCUGUGUAUACUGAGGGACAACAGUUCGGCAGAAUUGUCAGAAAUGUGAAUACCAACAUAUUCUCAUCUCUGGUGGAGAAAAAUAAAGACUCCAAUGUUGUGAUUUCUCCGCUAAGUAUUGGUAUAGCACUGUCUAUGCUAUACGAAGGGACUGGUGGAAGAACAAGAGAACAAUUGAAAACUGCUCUUCGCUUCCCGGACCCAACAUCUAUUCAGGAAGAUGUAUCAGGGUUGGUAGAUGAGUACGAGAAUAAUGCAACUAAUAUUACUCUCAGGAUGGGAAACGGGGUUUUCCUGACAGGAGAUAUUACACCCAAACAACAAUUCUUGGAUACAGUAGUUUCCAUGUACCGAGGAGAAGUAGCAGAACUCUUCAAUAUCUUACAGAGUUAUUUUAGUUUCCAUGUACCGAGGAGAAGUAGCAGAACUCUUCAAUAUCUUACAGAGUUAUUUUAGUUUCCAUGUACCGAGGAGAAGUAGCAGAACUCUUCAAUAUCUUACAGAGUUAUUUUAGUUUCC